AUGCCGCCGCCGUCGAGCUCGCGCGGAUGGCUCGUCGCGCUCUCCUCCCCCAUCGCGAUCGCGGGCAUCGCGCUCGCGCUGUCGAUCGCGAACCCGGGCUACGUCGACACCACGCGCGAGUUGCUCCUGCAGAACAUCUAUCGCAAGGAGACGACGAUGCCGCGGCGCGGAGGCGGCACGCAGAACGUCGACGUCGUCGUCCGCGACGGCGUCGUGUACAAGUACAACAAAUACAGCGGCAGCGUCACGGCGACGGCGAAGGACGGCCUCAUGGUGGACAAGAACGGCGACAUAUUCGUCGUCGUCCGGGGGAAGGACGACCCGCGAAGGGUGAAGAAGGCGUAUCUGGUGGGGAACAUGGACGAGGUGCCGCCGCUGCCGGCGAACCCGACGGAGAAGGAUAAGAAGGCGCAGCGGGAGGCGAUGGAGAAAACGUUCGCGCAGGCGCGUUCUAUCUCACACUGGUCCCCAUACGACCGCGUUCGCGUGGUGAACGCCCGGCUGAACCGGCUGCCGAGCUUGAAGAAGAUCUACGACGCGCCGGACCCGGUCGUGCGGCCGGGGUAUCAGUGA
Molecule: messenger RNA, 573 nt
Organism: Micromonas pusilla CCMP1545
Lineage: Eukaryota; Viridiplantae; Chlorophyta; Mamiellophyceae; Mamiellales; Mamiellaceae
Exons: 2
Coding region: 1-573 (190 amino acids)
Source: RefSeq, a predicted model, not a curated record